AUGAAUUCUAUACAGCCUUAUCUUGACAGAAAUUCUGCUAUCCCCAUUCAAACUCACUGCACUCUUCCUAACUCUGUGAUCACUUUGGAGACCCCUCCUGGUAUUACUGCUUACAGAAGACAGUACCCUGUUCCAGUUGCUUAUCAAAGCAUAUUACGUGAACAGGUACAAAAGUGGUUGAAUGAUGGUGUAAUAGAAUUAGCUGCACCCAAUACAGAAUGGAAUUCACCCAUUUUAUUUGUGAAAAAGAAAGAUGCUCAAGGAAACUAUACUAACGACGUUCGUCCAUGUAUUGAUCCUCGGCAUGUAAACAGGUUACUAGUCAAAGUAGAUCGUUUUCCCUUACCUUUGAUUAACGAAAUGUUCGCUAAGAUGGGUAACGCUAAAUGGUUUACUACACUUGACUUAAAACAAGCCUUCCAUUCGCUUUCUUGUUAA
Auanema sp. JU1783 is the source of this 438-nucleotide messenger RNA. The record is from the annotation of a GenBank genome assembly. Lineage: Eukaryota; Metazoa; Nematoda; Chromadorea; Rhabditida; Rhabditidae.